AUGCGCCACGACGACAGCAAGCCGCCAGUGGUUCCGCGCAGCAUCAGCUGUGAGAAGCCCAAGUCCAUUUUGAAGAACACGGGCGGUGCCCCGGCGCUCACAAGGAGAUCCUCUUCGUCGAGGCGCCGUGUCUCCUUCGAGGAGGACGAUAAUUUCACGGAGCCGCGGCUGCGCUUCGCUGCACCGACAGACGCACCGCUGUCCCACGGCGGGGCAGCGGCGGAGGACGAGCCCGCCCUUGCGCGGUGGGAGGCCGCACCCAGCAGCCGGGCGGAGGUGCAACCUAGAAGCGCAGCGGAUCGGAGGGCGUCGGAGCCGGCGAGCGGGCGUGAGCGAACGGCGGCGGCCCCGUUGCCUGUCUCGCCGCACGACUCCCCUAUCAUCGCCCCCCGCCAGCCCCCACCCGCCAGCGGCAAUUGCGACGACAAGGAGGCGGCGCGGGGACCUGUUGGGUCCGAGGAGAGGCCCCCAACGGCGGUGCUGUCGCGCGCACCCGCUGCGGCGGCGGCCGUCGCGGAGACUCCCUGCGGUUCCGAGGCGUUGUCUCCGCUGCCGGAAGUGAGCGUCAGCGAUAUCACGCCUUCCCCCGCCAGCCUCGUGUUGCGGCUGGGCCGCUCGGGCAGCGGUCGGUCCUCUGCGGACAGCUGCGCGGGCACAGCCGCCGCCGGGCUUAGCUCGCCGCUGGAUGCGAGAGAGCCACUUUUCCCCGACGUGGGCGCGUGCGCCGGCUGCCCUGCGCUGAGCCUCGCCCCCGCCGCGCCCGAGGCGUGCGGCAGGGAAUUGGCAGUGCCGGACGGAAGCUUCUCGCCAAUCUUUUCCGGACGAAAUUCGCCGGAGCAGAAGAGCAGGGGCGUGCCCGUUCGCUCCUCCUCCCAGCACUCCACGUGGUAUGGCGGCAGUGCAGAAGCCGUUGUUCGUCCUCCCCGCGUCCGGGGGCCGACUGCGGCGAACGCGAGCAGUCAUUCCUCCCCGCUGCCGUUUGAGGGCGGCGUCAACCCCGCUGAUCUGGUGUUCGACGACUCCCCAGCGUGCAGUGAGCCGGCGGCAGACGAGAGCGACAACGGUGUCCCUGUGGCCUUGGGCGCGUCGCACUGCCGCCGGGUGCUCGCUUUUCCCGUGCAGCUGUACCCUGGCCUCGUGGGACCGGGCGAGCCGCCGCACAACACUGCCUCGCCGGAGCCAUCGUCCUCCAACGCCACGGAUGACGGUGGAGAGAUCACGCCGCAGGGACGCCGCGGGCGGAGAGGGCGCCGGGCAGCUUGGAACGGCGACCGAACACCCAUGCCGCUGCAGCCAGUUCUACGAGCGACCAACGCCGACAGACCAGGAGAGUGCGUUGCUGCGCGGCCGUCCCCAGCGCGGGGUCCGCUUGUUGCGCACCUCAACGCCCGUGGCGCCGUGGAGGAGCCGCCAGAGUUGACGGAUGGCGUUGUGAGGGGCACGGGGGAGGUGCUGGCGCUGAAGGAAAACCAGCACCCCCUGCUGCGCCGCGACCAAAGCUCGGCAGCGGAUGGUGCCUCACCGUCUGCCUUACUGAGCUGCGCGCGCGCGUCUUCCCACCUCCCUCCAAGGCGGGCGAAGCCGGUGGUGGUGGAGUACAUCAACAAGUUGUCUGCGUCCUGGCAGGAGACGCUCCGCGGUGACCUGCACCGCCGCAGCCGCAGCCGCUCUAGUGACGACGCCUGCCCGCCUCGUUCCCGAGAGGAAGUCACAAGGCAGCUGUUCCCGGGGGUGUUCUUUGGCCUUGCGUCGAUGGCGGCAGACGCGCACCACGCCAAUUGCCCGGCGGCCGACGCUUUGGGCGCGUGCCCGUUGAUGCCUAUCAGGGGAACGGAGGUUGUCCUGUCAAAGCCGUUGAAGGCGAAGAAGCGGCGCGGGGGCGCCGAGCUGUCCCCCACCGCUGUUGUGGCCACUUAUUCUGCUGUCGCCGCCAACAAGGGCAGAAGCGGCGGAGAAAAGCGUCGUGUGGAUCGGGCGAAGACCCCUCCAGAGACGCGUCCGCGUGAGGAGGCAUGUGCGGAGCCAGAGGAGUUUGAGGAAGUUGACUCGUACUGUGUGUCUUCGACGCCGGCGGCCAAUGCGGCUCCGCCAGUCGUGGAGAAAGUCAAGUCGGGGCAGCAGCAGUGGCACCCCGGCGGAAAGCAGACGACACGUACCCCCACAGGUCUUGGGAAGGGUGGGAGUUGCUGCGACUCGGAGGGCGCACGGAAGCGGCGCGGUGCAGAAACGCUAAAGGGGGCGGAGAUGAGGAAUGAGGAGGAGGAGGGGGAGGAGCGUCGCGCCCGGCGAUUUGAGAAACUUCGCCGCGCGCUGCUGCUGUACUCAGCCGAAGGUGCGUCCUCCCCGCCUGGAAGGCCCCGCGUUGCAGGCCACGAUUGCGGUUGUCCCACUGCUGCAACCGAAUCGACGGGGGCACGGGGCCGCCGCGAACGCGGCGUGCCCGCGCGGCAGAAGAAUAAUUUGCCGCCCUCGCCGCCGUCCGUGACGGCGGAGGGGCUCAUACAUACGCCCGAGCGAGCCGCAUCGCCGGGGGGGAGCGAGGGGCCCCCGGCUGCGCAGCCAAGGAUCCUGUUCGCGCCAGCUCGCUCUGUGUCACCGCCAAGGACUUUUCCCUGCAACCCGAACGCGAACGGCGGAGAGAAUGCAGGGGGAGGCGGCGUCGGCGUGCUGCCGGAGCGCCGUGUGCGCAACCGCGCGGCGGCGAGGGCGUUCGCCCGCGACAUCACUGGCAUUGUCCAUGCGCUGAGGGAGAGCACCUGGGUGAGGAUGUUGUGA
Molecule: messenger RNA, 2775 nt
Organism: Trypanosoma conorhini
Lineage: Eukaryota; Euglenozoa; Kinetoplastea; Trypanosomatida; Trypanosomatidae
Exons: 1
Coding region: 1-2775 (924 amino acids)
Source: RefSeq, a predicted model, not a curated record